This is a messenger RNA of Podarcis lilfordi (Lilford's wall lizard), 30251 nucleotides long. Lineage: Eukaryota; Metazoa; Chordata; Lepidosauria; Squamata; Lacertidae. The record is from the annotation of a GenBank genome assembly.
GCUGGGAAACAGCUACUAAUCUACCUUGCUCGCCCCGCUGUUUUCAAACACAGUAGCAAGCGGAUUUAGUAAAGAAACAUGCUAUAGAUUUCCCACAGUACUUUAAAACAUGAGUGCAGCAUCUAUACUCUUUUGUUCGUGGCUGGCCAGAGUUUUCGUGAUCUGUGUAAGCAUAAGCUUCUUAAAUUUGCAUUGCUCCAGGUAAGUGAAUAUUGUUUUUCAAACCAAUAUCAGUAUGGUAAUGUGAUAGAUAGUGACGUUUAAUGGUAACCUUCUGUUCUGAUAUUUGUGUGGUACAUGGAAAGUGCCUCUUGAGCUAUUUCUGGAUUAGCUGCAAAGUUUCACCAAAGGAGGACCAUAUUGAACUGAACAUGUUGCAAAGUGACAUGCAUUUGAACAAGCCUGAUCGCUUGGAGACUCCAAAGUAUGUGAAAUGGUGCUCUGAUAUUCAGUAACAUCUUUCUCCCUGUGGCUGUCUUGCCUAGUCGAGUCUAAAAUUUAAGAUAUUGGGGGGGAGUGAAUAUUGUAUAUGCCAACUUGUCACUUCCACUUUUGUACAUACUCCACUUCAUAUGAGUGAUACCUUCUGUUUCCAUGCUGUCAACCACAUACCUUCCAACACUUAUCCAAUGAAAUAGGGAUGUCCUAUUCCAUACCCUACAGCAUUUCUCCCAGGACAUUCUGGGAUCAAUCAGAAACCAGGACAGCUUCUGCAAAUCCGGGACUGCCCCUGGAAAACAGGGACACUGGUCUGCAACCAUUAAUCCUCACCUUCCAUUACAGGAGCUGUGCUGCUGUUUAUAAGUUUAUCCCAUUGUUAUUAUUUAACAUUUAAAGGCCUGCAACACUAGAGCUGAUUUUACGGGAAAGGUCCAUGUGGCUGUAGGCCUUUAAAUAUCACACUGAUGCCCAUAGGAUAAACACAUGGACAUGGUUCUUCCACAAUGCUAGUGUAAUACUUAAAGAAUCUUCACUCUGGGUUUCUUAGGUACUGUCGCCUGCCCAUCUCAGAGGCAUGUCACUAAAGGGCCACCUUUGACUUUUUCCUGUCCUUCUCCUUUAGCAGCCAAGCAAACUCUGCAUCCUUCACUACAUCUCCCAGAGUUACCUUUUCCUGUACAUCUACUUCUAUCAGGAAGUCAUCUGGAAGACGACUAUAACUUCUUUCCUACUAACACCCUCUUCCGCAAAGCUUCCCUUUUUAAAAAAUACAUACACACACUAAAUUCACAUUUUCCACCUAUUGUUUGAUCAUGUAAUUCUGUUUCCCUACAUGUUAACCUCAGGCACUUCAUCCUUACUUUUAAUGCCCUCCACCUCUCCUACACUGCUGCCCCGUUGUAACUUCGUCAGACCUUCAUUAUGUAUAAUCUCUUCUCCCAUCAACCCCUUUUGUCAUCUUAUUCUGAAGAAUUGCACUCUAUGCCAGGAACAGCCACCCCUCGCUACUUAGCUGCUUUUUGUUCCUAAUAUUAAUAAUAGCACUCAUUUAUUUUAAUAUGACAAAAAGUGUUAAGCAGAUGUCAGGUAGGUAUAUUGUGUUUCACUUUCGAUCAGACCUUUCAAUGCCUGAUUAAGUUGUAAGCAGUACAAUUAAGAGAAGUAUCAAUUAUUUUCUUAACUGGGCAAGCAGUUGGAAUAUAUCAUGGCGGUGUAAAAUGUACACUUACGUCAUGUAAAUCUACUUGUUGCAAACCUGCUUCUGCUAAAAGAAAUUGCUGAAGCCAGUGGCAUUCCCAUCUUAAUUAUUUGUGCAUUGUUUAUUUCUCUUCAUCUUUCUAGAAAAUAGCAUUUGUCUUUGUUCUUUAUUUCUGGCUUGCUGUUGUUGUUGUUUUUCAAAUUACUCCUCGAAGCAGAAUUUACACCCUGCUCUGGGUGUUUAACCCACUAUAAUCAAGGUGGAUGGAAGCUUUUAUUAACUGCCAGUUGAAAAUUAAUUAUCAUUUUAAUUUCUUUUGUAAUUAAAGUUUGAUUACAUUCCCAAAGACUUUCAGAAAAUUGAUUGUAGGAAGUAAUAGUUGCGACAACAAGGCAUGCUUAUUGCUCCAGAAAAAUUUAUAAAUAAGACUCGUGGAUCUGUGUGUUAAGGAUGGCAAAACACUGCUGCUCCCCGCCAUAUUUUGUAUUCCUUGGAAAAUACAAUGAGACCUAUUUGAAGGUGUCUUUGAAACAGGCGCAUCUUGCCCCCCUAGUCCUAAGGGAGCUCAUUAAAACAGGACUGCACAAUUUGCAGGCCCCCCAAGCCAAAUGCUGCAUCCUUCUGCCAAGCAGUUGACACUCCCCCUCCCAUUUUUCCAACCCUAGAAGGCAGCAGUAGAACAGGCUUAACAAUCCUUGGGACUGAAUAUGGCUUGGUGGACCACACAGUUUUCAGACUAGCAUUAAAAUACGUUAUAUGUCAUUCUGGAAAACAGGAGGAGGAGGAGGAAGAAGAAGAGGGCAGCGAUAAGUGUGCUAUCAAGCAUAGCUUGGAGGGCAGUCUUUUAGGACUCCAAUUCUAAAAUGCAUGAGGAGACACUUAGGAGUUCAUGCGGAGUGUCCCAGGUUCAGAAGAUCAACUUAUGGAGGAUGAUUGAGUGGCGGGGGCACAGCUAGUGUGCAAAUCCUUACUGCCUCUUCUUUUCUAUAUUAUUAUUAUUAUUAUUAUUAUUAUUAUUAUUAUUAUUAUGUUUUGUUUCCGUAUGUUUCUGAUAUAGAACAUCUGAAGAGGCAUACUCAACCCUGAAAAUGAUCACUAAAUAGAUUUCUUUUUGCUGGUGAUAUCAGGAGGUUUUCUAGUAUUAUUUCAUGUCAUUUGUGCAGUCAAAGGCUUUACACCACAUGCACACAGAGAGACUUAUCAGGUUUUUAUUAAUAGCCUUGUCUGAGAAAAAAGGGCUUAACAUUUGACUCAUAAUGUUUUACAUGGAGGUAACAAUCGUCAGUGUGUCAACUUGAAAUAUGAAGUAUUCUCUCUGUUUCAUGGGAAACCGUUGAUGGGUUGUAUAAUAUACAAGGAAAAGAAUAGAUUCCUAUCAGGUAUUGUAUUAGUUACAGAAAGUGAAUUGGUUGUGUGUAUGUAUUUGUUUUACCUUCCUCCAUUUCUACUAAUACAUAUAGAUUAAAACCUAUAAAAUCCCUUCAUAUGUUAAAGAGGCAGAAUGGAAACCCGGCCAUUUGCAACUACUCUGUGUCCCAUCUCUGUCUCAUAAGCAUCUCAGAGUGAAGGCAUGAAAGAGUCCCAUAAAUUGUCCAUGUUCAAGCUGCAGCCAGGCUAUAAGGCAGGCAUGGUUGACCUGUUGCCCUCCUGAUGUUGCCAAACUACAAUACUCAUCAUCCCUGGCCAUGCUGGCUGAGGGUGGUGGGAAUUGUAGUCCAGCAGCAUUUGAAGGGCACAGGCUAGCCACUGCUCCCCACCGAUUUCCACAGUCUCAAGCAUUAAUACUUCUGAAUACCAGUUUGAUGUCAUCUGCAAAUUUGAUGAGCAUGCCCUCAAGUUGUUGAUAAAGAUGCUGAACAGCUGUAGGCCCAGGACCAUAGAUGUCAGGUCUAGGGGCCCCUGGAUGCCAGGGCACCCACAAUUUUUAUUUUUGCUUAGCUCUCACAACAUGGGGUUCCGACAUGACUUCCAGUUUCUACUAGAGACCUGAUGCAACCCCCCAGAGGAGGUCAGAGGCCCUGCCAGGCCUCCAAACCCGAUUUCCAGUACAAACCGGAAGUCACAUCAAAGGACUCACGAGGCCUCAGAUGUGACCUCCAAGGCCCUGCAAGGUCUUAGAAGCAAUGUCAGAGGCCCUGCCAGGCCUCCGAAUGCGACUUCCAGUAGAAACCGGAAGUCGCAUCGGAGGUCUUGCGAGGCCUCGGAUGUAACCUUCGAAACCCUGCGAGGCCUCGGAAGUGCCGCUGAGCCACCGCCACAACGUGACAUCAUGAUGUCAUGACAUCAUGACGGCACAUUACAUCAUGGGCUCCACUAGGUACCCAUAACCUGGGUUCCAUGUCAGCACCCCUGCACAGGACAGAACCCUGUAGCACCCUACUUGUCAUCACUUUUUUCCAGAAUGUUGAGGAACCAUUCAUGAGCACUCUUUGGGUUCAGUCAGUCAACCAGCUACAAAUCCACCUAUCUGUUACCUAAUCCAGUGAGAACCAUAUACUUGUGGAGGGAGCAAGAAGGGUGGAGGGAGGACCACUAAUUCAAUACAGUGAAUAAGCUCUGAAUAUCAAGCUUCUGUGACACCAUAGCAAUUCAGCCAAUAGCUAGGAAGGGACUUCAAAGUGGCAGGUUAAAUUCAGCCUGGGCUUAUUAGAUUUUGUCUCACCAUUUACUGAGUUUCAGUGAGUUUUGGUCAGUUGGCAUCACCUCAAGCUGAGAUGCAACAUCAACUCUGGAUACUAUCUACACACCCAUUAGUACUGGGCACUGAGGUUGUAUGUUGACUGUUUUCAACAAUAAAUGCCUCUCAGUGGUAUGCUGAUGGGCAUGCAGUGGCCCAUGCAGAGUUCUGCAUCACACAUCCUUAGUAAUCACACAAGAAUUCAAUUAUGUGGGAUUUCGCUCGUGCAGCAAUUACAAUACUUGAGUUGGUUGUGCAACUUGAAUUUUGCACAAGGCAGAGUGGCAAAACUGUUGUGUACUUUAAUUGAACACCUUGUUUCUUUUUCUGUGAAUGGGAAGUGCUCUAAACUGGUGCCCAGGUGGGUGCUGGCAUUAAGAAAUAGGAGACAGAUUGACAUGCGCCCUAAUGAAAAAAUACCCUUCCCUCUAUUAAAAUGCAGUGGAGAAAAAGACAGUUCUCUUCAACUACAUGGAGCCGAUACCAAUGUGACCAAAGGCAGAUGGCGCCGGUCUCCCAGCAACCCACCACAGCCCAUCGAUUGUACACUUUCCAGCUGGUCAUCAUGGAGCACUUGCGAUCCUUGCCAGAGGAAAAGGGUGAGUGUCUUUGUGAUCUGUUUGUGUGGCAUUUCAGUGUAUUGCAAUGAGAAGCUUGCAAAGUGGCUGAUUAAUUCAAAUCAAAAUGGCUCCCUUUCAACUCCAUGUCUCUAUUACACAUCAUUUCCUUGGGUUCUCAUUUUUCAGAGCACUGAAAAAUGCCCACUUGUGCCUUGUGGGUGGCCUUUUGUGUUCUCAUAUCUAUACAUAGAAAUUCCACAGAGCAUACAAAGCCAUACUGAUCUAUGUGGGUUUUCCCCCAAAGAGUCCCUUCCUUAAAAGCAACAAUAUAACAUUUUGUUUUGAAAUAAAGUUUUUUAAAAAUGCGGAUGAGAAAAGAAACUUAGUUUGUCCUCAUUUCCUUUGCUCCAUUCCCUCAAGCCAUUAUUUAUCUUGCCCCAAAUUUCUUUUUCCUUCAUUCACCCCCAUUGCCUUUGGGCCUUUAGCUUCCAUGCACUUCUAGUCUCCAGCCUCUCCCUCAAGCAUACUCUCAUCCCAAGGGACUGUGCUGCAAUCCUUGUCAAACCAGCAACUUUUCCUCCCUUCAAAAGUUGGAUUACAAUCAUUUUGACAAGCUCUAUUCCCUAAACAGCAGGCAAGUUCAUGAGCAUCCAAUGCCAUCACACCAGCUCAGCCAACAGGUACCAGAGGUUGCACUUACACAAGCACAACAUAGACACCGCUUCCUCUUCCAAUAUUCCCAGGUGUGAAUCUGCAGAUUAAUCAGUUCAGUUCAAUUUAUGGGGCCCAAAUACCUGGUCUGAAUUUCAGACCUCAUUGUACCUGUUCAGCUGCACAUACCUGUUUGGUUGUCCACAUUUCAUAAUGGUGAAUUUAAAAAAAUCAAAAAACAAUUUAUCAGCAACAUGUGCUGUCUGGAGAAAGUCAUGAUUUAAAAAUGAGCAUGUCCACCACCCAUUGUCUUCUCUUACUUCCACUUAUUUUCAACAGAGGUAUCAUAAUCCCAACUUCAGUAUUUAUUGGCAAUCCUGUUUUGUAUCCACUUAAACAGCCUGCUUGCAGUCCCACUGCAAAGAUGGAGCAGAUAUGUUUUCUGUUGCUCCAGUGGGUCAGUUUCCUAUUCUCCCCCACCCCCACAGGCCACCUUUGACAGGUUGGCAGGACAACCCACCUUUCAAAUUGUCUGAUGUCAGGUCAAUGGCACCUGUCAGUCCCUUGUGCAGCAUUUCACAAAAACGCCCAGCAACCAGCUGGCUGUGUGGCAUUUGAGAGGGCAGCACAAUGUGCUUUGCUAGCCCUUAGAGCUAACCAUAGAGCAUGGGGUCAGCAAAGCACUUUGCACAGCAGUGGGGGAGCAAGCCUUUUAUUGUCUUUCUUGUACAGAAAGUGACUGGGAAGUUGCCACACUUUACUAGCUAUGCUAGAGCACUCCUGAUGUAGAGCCCAUUUGUGUGGAGCGCCCUCAAUAUCCUUGCUUUUGGCUGGGAGAUUAUGGCCCACAGCUGCUCAUUUUUCAUCCUUGAGCAUUUUCCACCUACAAAGUGUCUUCAGACUAAGGCUUUGAUUGUUACAGACAUUAGUGGUAAGAUUCCCAUUAUCUUCAAAAGUGCCGUAUAAUAUCAUCUUGUCACCAUGCUAAGGCUACUCAUUUUUUGAGUAGUCAUUCUUUGGCCUUGCUCAAAGCCACAGCUUACAUAUGAUUAUUUAUCAUCAUUACUUUUGUUAUUGGAAUAGCAGCUGAAAGCCCUAUUGUAUUAGAUGCUAAGAAAAGUGGAUAUAGCAAACCGAGGAGAGCACAGAUAAUAUUGAACUUGUAACUGAGAAGGUUUUAUUGCAUGCUGGCUGUUGCAUCUAGAGGUAUAGAGCUUAUCGGCACUCUAGCAUAUGACUGAAAAGUACACAAAAGCCAGUAAAAGUUUGAGACCUUUCUCCCAUGACAUCUUUCACAGCAUCACAAUGAAACUGACAGCACUGGUGAUACAUUGCAUAUGGGCCUCCUAGUCACCCUGUCAACAAUGAACAGGGGCAGCAUAGGUUAAAGCCCACAGCAAAUAUGAAAUCAUAGAAAAGAGUUGCAUGAGCACAUCUGAUCUCUGAAAUGUGCCCUAAUGGUAUGACAAGGCAGGACGGAAGAUACGUGUAUCUGGUACUAAGCAAACCCCAGAGAUUUCCACAGACCUGCUCACUUAGUGUUUCUGGAUGGAGGAUUUUGGAGGGUGUCAGAGGUAAUGGAAAUUGGGACCCUGUCAGGCACUUAGUAACUAGUUUUGGGCAGGAUUGGACCUUUGCUAGCAUGAAGGGCUUCUGGAGACCAUGGGAGAAGGUGAGGAUGCUGGGAACAUUUUUUUUAAAAGUAGAGUGGUCCCAAGGAGAGGAAACCAUCUGCAGUUUGGUGGAGCAUGGGAGGUGAGUUCAUGGUUGACAGAAGAGCAGGCAGAUAAGCAGAAAGGCAGGAGUCAUCCACCAAGAGCAGAGGACCAAUUCAGCGACAUCAGCUGAUCCAAAAACUGCUGCAGUUCCUAGAGGAGGUGUCAGUACCGAGAAGUCUCUUAGCCAGAACUGGCUUCUUCAGGGGUAUUUUCUCCUAAUUCCCCAACUGCCAAUCCAGGGGCAAAGGGGGAUUGCGGUGACAGGACUUGCCAGCAUGCUACUUCAGAGCAUUAAAUUAGAGCCUUGACUUUCCACCCCGAUCCUCUCAUCGAAGCAAUGCUCCCAGCUGCAGGGUACAUGAAUUAUGUGCGAAUCCUAUCAACAGUGAUGAUCUACUUGCCCCCAUCCUAUCCCUGGCCAGCUUUGCUUAUGGGCUAAGAGCUUAAGUGGCCUACAGCCUGCAUGGUUUUGUCUGAUACAAGAAGGAACAUGUAGCCAGGCCGCUAUUCUGUGUUAGUGGGGAGAAAACUGGGCUUUAAUCAGAAUUAGACCUCUCAGAAUCAAUGCUGUGAAGAAGAAGAAGAAGAAGAAGAAGAAGAAGAAGAAGAAGAAGAAGAAGAAGAAUUUAUAUCCUGCCCUCUCUGGCCAAAGCCGGGCUCAUAGCAGCUAACAACAGUAAAAAUAGCACAAUUUACAUAAAAUUACAGUCAACUGAUUAAAAUACACUCUAAAAUCAAUUCAGAAUCAAAUUAAUGGCAACCAUUGGGCUAGAGUUCUAUGAGGAUUACAGAUGGAGAGAGGGGUUCAGACCGUGCCUUGGCCAAAGGCCUGGUGGAACAGCUCCGUCUUGCAGGCCUUGUGGAAAGAUGUCAAGUCCCGCAGGGCCCUGGUCUCUUGCGACAGAGCGUUCCACCAGAUCGGGGCCAUGGCUGAAAAAGCCCUGACUCUGGUUGAGGCCAGUCUAACCUCCCUGUGGCCAGGAAUCUCCAAGAUGUUUUUAUUUGAAGACCGUAAGGUCCUCCAUGGGACAUACCAUGAGAGGCGGUCCCGUAGGUACGAGGGUCCUAGGCCAUAUAGGGCUUUAAAGGUUAAAACCAGCACCUUAAACCUGAUCCUAUACUCCCCCGGGAGCCAGUGCAGCUGGUAUAGCACCGGAUGAAUGUGAUCUCGCAGCGAAGACCCCGUAAGGAGUCUUGCCGCGGCAUUCUGCACCCGCUGGAGUUUCUGGGUCAGUCUCAAGGGCAGCCCCACAUAGAAUACUCGUUAAAAAGGGAAUAAAAGUUUUCCCCAACUUCGGAAGAACAACAGAACAGCAGUCAGACAGGUCUUCCUGGGAAAGGAGUUUCACAGGCAGGCCACCAAAGUGUCCCAAAUCACUCUUUUUCUCCCUACCUCUGAAGGUGCAAGGACCGGGGGGUGGGUAAUGAAGAGGUCAGGGGAAACCAUUCCCUCAAACAGCAAAAAGGGUAGCUAUCUGCCAAUCAGUAUGGCAACAAAAAGAGAACAUUCUGCAUACUUUGAGCAGUACUAAUUUGGUCUUCCCCUCAACCCACAAAGGAGGUACAUCCCACACAUAUAUUAGAGAUCGAAUGCACGGUUAUGAAGGUGCAAAACUUCAUUCUGCCUGGUGACAUUUCUCUGCCAUCCUAAUCGCUAUAGAACACACAUAAUCAUGGGAGAUCUAGCCUUGAGAACUCCUUAAUUUGAACAUAGCCCUGAAUAAAAACCAGCAAAAACAAAAAUCCACAACAUACACACAUCCCUGACUGUCAUUCUGAAAGCAACUUGGAAACAUAUGUUCUAUACAUUUGCUUGGGCAUUAACAGGAUAUUAAUGUGUAUAUAUGACAUAAGAUGAGCCUACUGGAUCAGGCCUAGCAUCCUAUUCUCACAGCGGCCAGACAGUGUUAAACCGCUUGCACUAUGUUGUGAUAUAAAUUUUAACACUAGUACUUUACUUUUACCUUCUCUUUUGUAAAUUGAUUUGUGGAUUGAUUGUUUUGGUAGUUGGUAUAGGACUUGCCGAUCGCAUGGUCGGCGGUUCGAAUCCCCACGAUGGGGUGAGCUCCCAUUGCUCGGUCCCUGCUCCUGCCCACCUAGCAGUUCGAAAGCACCUCCGGGUGCAAGUAGAUAAAUAGGGACCGCUUACCAGCGGGAAGGUAAACGGCGUUCCGUGUGCUGCGCUGGCUUGCCAGAUGCAGCUUGUCACGCUGGCCACGUGACCCGGAAGUGUCUGCGGCCAGCGCUGGCUCCCGGCCUAUAGAGUGAGAUGAGCGCACAACCCUAGAGUCUGGCAAGACUGGCCCGAACGGGCAGGGGUACCUUUACCUUUACCUAUAUAUCAGGAACUGGGCUCUGCUUUGAUUCUGAGAUCAUUUAAUCAUUAUAUAUAUAUAUAUAUAUAUAAAAUGCCAUCAGAUGCCUUCUUCUUAACCACAGAGAUGGAAUAGGAAGAAAUCUGAUAUUUGCCAUUGAUGCUUGGUGCUGCCACUAGCAGAGAUCUAGGGAUAUCAGGGAUACAUGCCUUUUUUAAUUUAGGAGACCUGGAAUUCAUAAUCUCUAUUCUGUUACAGUACAGAUUUGUCCAUGUGGAACGGCCUUCUCAGUUUGGCGGUGACCCGUGUGAUUACUCUGACAAAGAAACUGAAGACUGCGUUACAAACAGACCUUGCAGGAAUACAGUUAGAUGUGAAGGCUUUGUGUGUGCCACAGGUUAGUGAAUAAGAAGUGGUUUUCCUAAAUUUGAAGCCAGUGGCUAAGCCCCCAUGUAUUGUAUUGUAUUCGAACUUAAUAGAGUGAAUGAAAAUUUGAACUUAAUAGAGUGAAUGAAAUCAUACUCUUGGCAGACCUUUUAAACUGUAGAGUAAUAGUUCACAUUGUUUGAUUUGUCACAACUGAAAUUUGAUAUGGUUUGCAUUAUUAAACAGACAUAAUUAUAAAACCAGCAAGAAGAAUGGGACAACAGGGAACAACAAUGGCCUGGUUUGCGCAUCAUUUUAAACCACAGUUAAACUAAACUAUGGUUUAUAUGCGAACACACAGUGUGCUGGUGAAUGAUGCAAAACAGUGGGUGAUUCACUUCUCUCGAGCAACUUCUGCUGUUGCGCUGCUGGGAAUCAGGCCAGAGUCUGGGUCCGGCACUAAAUUCCAAUCUGGGUUUGCUGCUUUCCUGACAAACCAUGAAUUGAAACCAAGGGUUGUUAUUGGCUUACCAAUUAUGGUUUGUUGGGAGGAAACAAUCUACAAGCCUGAGUUCAGACUAAGUCAGACGAUGGACUGUUUCCUGGCAGCACAUAUAGAGCAUGAGCAGGGAAGGAGUGAAGUGCCUGUAACGUCAACAGUGUACACCAGCAUACUGCAUGCUCAUAUUUAAUCCAUAGUUUAAACAGUUCCAAUCUGCGAGGUGCAGUGCUUGUGCAGACGGAAUGUGCAGACACAAUGCACAAUGUUCAAUUCUACCCGCUGUGUACCCCUGGUGGUGUCAUGUUUCAGAAAUCAUAAAUGAUAUGCUCUCUGUUAGCUUUAUCAUAACAAAAUUUAUUUGUUCCCGGCUCCCUUUCUAGGUUCAUUUUAAGAGGUCCAUACAGAUCAAAAUGAAGCUCACGUGCUUUCUCUCAUGUCUGCUGUUAAAAUUUAUUGGAUUACAUUAUGCCCAAGCCUGCUUGGUAAUCACGCCUGCGUGUGCAUUUUCCAGCAGUAUACAUGGCAGGGUGCUGGAGGUAUAGAUGCUCUAGACAGGCUGCAAAGAAUUUCAGAUCUGUUCUGGGUUAUAAACUGCAGCAAGAAAAAUAAGAAAACUGCCUUCCCAAGCUCUUAUAAUGACUCAUAUUAUACACAGCUAGAAUUUCAAAAUAUUGCAGUCGUAUUUUUUUUAAAAAAAGAUACUGCAGCAACAAUCAUCAACAUUCGUAAUAUAUUAAGAAUUACUCCUCAUCAGCUUUCUCCUCAAACUUCGCUAUAAAACAAAAAAAUGAGGAUUUAUUAGACACAGCAGUGCUGUCUCGAUUUCUGCAGCCAGGAAACUCCAGGUUGCUGUUUGCUUGUUUUUUAUGCAAUGGCAACAUUUGGAAUUCCUACAGAAAUUGUACUUUUUUUGGUGGUUGCAGCAAGUGAUGAAAGGAUGCAGGAAGCAUUAAGUUGGUAAUGCAAAUGGGAUGCCAUGGGAAAGAGACUUUGCAUUAGGCUAUGUGCAACGUUGGCAGAUUCUGCUUUCAUAGCAAGCAGGCGGUCCCCGUUUUCAAGAAGUUUAGGGCAGGGUCUUAUUCAAGCCAAGAAAGCAGUGGAAGCAGAACCAGAAGCACUUUGGGGGUCAAGGAGAAGGGGGAAAGGCAGGAAGUUGGCACAGGAAUAAGAGUUAUGGCAGGGCAGAAAGGAGGUUUUGAAAACAUAGACUCAAGAGUGCCAUAAGUAGGAUUUGCAGUACAAAUUUGCUUAGACUCAGUUUUAUGGAUGAGGAAUCCUUAGGUGGUGGACAUAUUUAUAUACUACUAGUGCUAAUAAUAAUGAUUAUUUAUAUGCCACCCAUCGAACUGGGUUACCCCAGCCAAUCUAGGCAGCUUUCAAUAGAUUAAAAUACAGCAGUAAAAAUCACUAGUAGGUAACUCAUCCUAUUGUAGUUUUGGGGAAUAGAGAACAGGGAUAUAAAUCCAAGGUUAAAGCCAUUGCACUGUAUUUACCCACUUCUAUAGAUCCAGGUUUAGUAUUCAAACAUGGCCCAUCAACUGCUGCUUCUCAGCAUAGGACAUUGAGUGCAGGCUGUUCAGUUUCUCAACUUUUUGCAGACAGUGGCCUCAUUCAAAUAUAAUGAUGAACUGUUAUUUUUCAAAACAUAAAUGAGACAGUGCAAGCCUUGGGUUUGAGUGGCCACCUUCCAGUCUCUUCUUUUGCACAAGUACAGUGAGGAGAUUGGAAGAUUUCACCUCCAUCUCCAACUGACCACAGUUUAAUGUUACAUCCGAAUCCUAAACUGUAGCUAAUCUGAACUAAGGUGUAUGGACACCAGUCAGCAUCACAAAGUGAGGUUUGCAUUCAGCAAAGCAUAGUUAAAACUAUCCACAGUUUGUCCAGCUUAUGACAUAACACUAAUCGGACGUUAAUUAAAAAAUGGAAGUGAAAGCUUCUCAUUUUCCUCCAGGACUGACCCAAGCCAUCUUGUUGUGUGAAGCACAUAGCAACAUGUUCCACACACCCCUUUUCAUGUACAGAAACUAACUAGCAGUUAAGUCUUGCUUUAACACAUACAAUGUGAUAGCAUCUGUCUGUAUGUAUAUCUCUGUGCACCUGAGGACAGCAGGCUAGUUUAGGCAUAUUGCACACAUAUUUCUAAUCUCCAAUGGAGGGGAAUUGUUGAGGAACAGAACCUCAGGAGGAACUUAAAGGGACUACUGCAACCUCCUCUAGCAUCUGCACCUGAGAUAAUUGCCUUACUCUGCCUAGCGGUAGGCUGGCAGUGCUUCUCAUGGCAGUGCAAAGCAGAACAGGGAAGGUGUGAGCCUGAGGUUUGCACAGGAACAUCGAUGUAACAGUAAACCAUAGUUUAUUAUUACAUCCAAAUAAAGCUAGUACGAGCAUGCUUUCAAGCAUUUCAGCACAAUUCUAAAGUACAGAAACAUUGCCUUUUCAAAACAAUGAUCCUCAAUACUCAGUACAUUCUAUAUUUCAACCAGAUUGCUAGGUUAUACAUUGGCUGCAUGUUGCAAUUACAGUUGUACCAUAUUUCUCAAGUUCUGCUAGUGACGACUUUUCGCCUAAGAAAUGCAAUACAAUUUGCCGCUAAUUUAAGUUCAAAAUAAUAUUACAAAAAUGUUUAUGCAGACUCAUCCUAAUCAAUUAAAUGUGCCUGGUUAUUAAACCCGAAUUUGUAAAGGAGCAGAUAAGCCAAGCGCUUUCCCUGAAAUAAAUUGAUAAUUGCAUCUUCACAUUUUCAGGGGUCAGGGGCAAAGCAUUGCACUGAUUGAGCUAAAGGGAAAUAUCAGAUUAACAAUUAAUUAGUGUGUUCCCACUCUGUGUUGUAGGGAGAUGCAUUAAUCGGAGGCUGCUUUGCAAUGGAGAUGAUGACUGUGGGGAUCAGUCAGAUGAAAGAAAUUGUAAGAAAGUGUAUAAAAAGUGCAGCCAGGAGAUGGAACAAUACUGGGGAAUACAAAUGCUAGCAAGUGGGUAAGCAGUUCCAUUAUAUUUCCAGAAACAGGAUUGUUGCCAAAUGGAACAAUUUGCAGUUCUACCUUUAGAAUUGAGGUGGGAACCAUUUUUUCAGCUUGAGGGUCACAUUCACUUCUGGGCAAUCUUCCCCAGAGCUAUAUGCCAAUGGUGGGUGGGACCAGAGGUAAAAGUAGGCGGAGCAACAAAUGUAAAAUUUACCUUUAUUCAGCAGGCUAGUUUCUGCACCUGCCCACCCCUACCCUACAUUCAGACCACCAUGAGGAAUUAACAGAGUUCAAGGAAACAUUCCAAAAACACUCAAGGAGGGUGUGAAACUAGGCUGGUGAGGCUGUGGCCUGGGAAGAGAUGAGGUGAUCAGGGAGGGGAAAAGGCUUUGGGGAUUCUCAAGGGCCAGAUAAAUAGGCCUAGAAGUCCACAUUUGGCUCAGGGGCCUGGCUGAGAUUUCACAUUCCUGCUUUAGAAGAGAAGAACUAUCAACAAAUUCUAUGACUGCUUAGAGAAAGGGGGGAUUUUGAGACACAUUCUCAUACUUCCUAGAAAAGUAGCCAUGAUACCCUCUUGCAGCAGAAUUUUACAACAGGUGUUAGAAACUUUUUAGCUCCAUCUGAACCUUCAUCAGCUCAUGGGAAGAAUCUACUUCACCACCACCUGUUCAUUACCCAGGCGAGGGAACAGCUUUUAAAUGAAACAUGGAACCAAAGAAUUACAGCAAGCUUAGAUAUUAUUUUAAUAGCUCAACUUAACAUGGUUGUUCUAGCCGAACCACCACUUCAGAAAAAGGUCUGACCAGAGUAAAAACAGAACAAAGCUUAUAUUGUAGCUCAAACACAGCACACAAAGAGUUAUAAAACAUUGAAACAUUCCUAAACAUCCUUCUACAAACAUUCCUGUCCCUAUCUGUUCCUUGGAACCUCUCAAGGAGAUGCCGGAUUUCUUCACCCCGAAGCUAUCUCAAAGCAGAAGUAGCAGAAUAUCCUGAGUGACCGUUUGUGCUACUUUCAGGGUCAGAUAGGAAAGGAGUUUAUCGCAAGAGUCAUAAAAUGCAGGCACACCAAAACAGGACUAAUACAUUCUAGCCAAAGGUCCAAUACAAUUAAUAUUGGAACGUUUUUAAAAUAAAAAAAUUCUAUACCCUGGGUGUCCCAAACCCCUGGCCUACCUGGUGGCAAGUCAGUAUGUCAAGUUCCCAGUCCAGGGUCAGUCCACAUGCCCAAAGUCCCACAGAGAUCCUGGAGCAUCAACAUGGGCAGUUACUUGAGCAGACACAGCACCUCAAUGAUUGCAGCAUCUGGGCUUAACGAGGCAAAUGACCCUCACCUGUUCUGAGCCUACUCCAGCUGAAGAAUCACAUAGCGAGCUCCACCUGGCCAGCUAGGGAGAUGGGCUGUGGGUUAUUGCCUGCCCCAGCCUCCAAGACAGAUUCUGCUGCUGCUCCUUACACCUCAGAGCCUGCUGUGGAGACAGAGACCCCUCUGGUGAUGGGUCCUGCUGCUCUGUUUCCUGUGCACUGACCCCUGCUCCCAUCCCCUCUGGAAAGCACAGUAGCUGCAAUCUGGUAUAGAUAAUGCUGAACUGACUGAGCCAACGGUCAGACUUCAGUAUAAGGCAACUUGCUAUGUUUCUAUUGCAUAUACUAUAGCCUCCCUCACACACAAGGCCCUGUCCACCUAUAUAUACAUCUAGAAAGGAAGCAAUGGAACAGGUUUUAACUGUUUCAGGUUUUAACGAUUUUAACUCUCAUGGACUGCCACACCUGACUGCUGGGUUCUGUUCAGCUUAGUGGGUUACAAGUAGUGCAAGUAUGAAAAAAUUCAUAAUACUUUGGAGGUUCUCUCCUGGAUGAUAACAGAAUAUAAUUUGUUCACUGUGUCUGGGAAAAUCAGUAUGCUUGAUAGACAGACCCAGUUUUGACCCCCUCCCAUUUGCUGCAUUACUGCUUUUUAAAAAAUUGUGUAGUUUUUCCAAGGCCAAAACAGGCCUCAUAUGAACUAAAAGAUGUUGCCGAAAGAAGAUGUAUAACUUACUUUGAAUAACCAAUGUCUAAGCACGGCAACUUUACCCAUUUCCCUUCUCCCCAGAUUAAAUAUUUUCACAAACGACCUGGAAGGAUGGGUUUUAGACUAUAAAUACUAUGCUGGAGCAUGUUCUCCCCAGUAUAUUGGAGACACCAAUUUCAGAAAACCAUACAAUGUAGAAAGCUAUUUGGCAGAGGUAUGUAUUAAAGAGCUGUACGUGCAGUUAAAAUUCCUCGGAUUGUUGAUACAUCAAGUCAUUUAUUAAAGUGAAAAUAAUGCUCAACCAAAUAUUUAUGUUUUAUGCUUACGUGUUUUAUGUGAAGUCCAAGUCACUUGGGCUUCCUCAAGUACUCUACAUAUGUGUGUUAGAGAUAAUCCAGAAGACCUCUUCACUGAUAAUAUCAGGUAUUAUGAGUUGCAUUUUUCCUUCAUAAGGAAGAUUUUUCAUAUUUUCAGCAAAGCAGCUAAGGAUUCUGUCUCUCUUUUAAUGAAUCAGCAAUACAUAUUUUUGUAAUAUAUUGUUGAGGCACUUAACUUUCUACCAACCAGCCAUAUGCCUUAUGUGUAAAACAUGUCUGCAUGUGGACAACUAUGUAUUUAUUUAAUUAUGAAUGCCAUUUAUUUGCUGUCAUAUACAGAAUAUUGGUUUGCAAUAAAUUUAUUUAUUGGUUUUAUUGGUUUGCAAUAAAUAUGUAGAAUGAAAACUACAAAAAUUAUGAUAACUUUAGGCGUGGAAUCAGGAUACAAAAAGUUCCUUAUUCAUGUUUUUUGUUUAGACCAAAGGCAAAUAUGAAUUUGCGUUGACUGAAUAUGAAUCUUAUUCAAAUUUUGAAGAGAAUGUCUCCAAGGCAAAAGCGGAACAACAAAGCUUCAGCAUUGGCAUAAAAAUACCAGGCAUGUUUGAAGUUGGUUACAGUAAGGAUGACCAGAGGUACCAGAAGUACAUUCAGAGGACAAAACGAUUUUCUUCAACGGUAAACAUGCUUCUCCAUAACUCUAGGUUCAUUUUAGUGAACAUGGACAGUUUUAGAAACACUGUGUACUGUCUUUUGAAGUUAGGAAAAGUAAGGGUGUUUUUUGUUUUGCUCAAAUGUUUUCACACCACAUUUAGAGCUGAAAAUCACUAUAUUCAGAGAUUUCUUUCUGUUGUCACAUCACCCUUUCUGAAUUAGCUCCAAAACAAUGGUUCAGGUCUGGGAUCAUUCUGACACAUUACUCAGUCCACACCAUACAUUAAAGCACGAUCUUCGCACUUCAAACAGUCAUGGCUUCCUUUAAAGAAUACUGGAAGCUAUAGAUUAUUAAGGGUGCUUAAAGUUGUUCGGAGACCCUUGUUUCCCUCACAGAGCUACAGUUCUCAGAGUGGUUUAACAAUCCAUCUCUCUUCAGUGGCAUGUCUGGAAAUUAUAGAUCUAGGAGGAUAAAUUAGGGGUCUCCAACCAACUCUCAGCACCCCUACAAAGCUACAUCUCCCAGAAUUCUUGGGGGGAAGCCAUAGCUCUUUGAAGUCGGUUCGUAGUGCUUUAAAUGUGUGAUGUAGAUGCAGCUACAGUGACUUACUGGGUCACAUUUUCUGCAGUCCUGGCUUCAUAUAUAGGAUUUCCAUGUUGUCACCGGUGUCAGUGUUGACCACCUAGGGGGCCCUGAAUCCAAACACUCUUAUCUGCUUUCCCCUCCCAAACAGAUGAUCCAUUUUGUUUUAUUUUAUUUUUAAAGUAUGUUUUUAUUGAUUUAUUAUAAACCUAUAUGCCAACUAUCACAUAACCUCAUGCCCCGAGGGGGAAUGAAGAAGAUACAGUAACAACUUUUUUCUAAAUGAGUUGUUGUAUUUAUUGUAUGGUAAUCUUUUCCCCUUUUUCUUUUUAAAGUGAUGCCUAUCAUUGUCAUAACCUUAUGUCAACCACUUUGUGAGGUCUGCCUGAAAAGUGAUCUAUAUAUACUUUAAAAACAAACAAACAGCCAUACAAACAAUAACAGAAUGCUACACAGAUCCAUAAUUUCAGGGAGGUUCCAUGGAAAGAAAGUUGUGCAGUGAUGUAUAUGGGCAGCAAGCAUAUAUAUUGUGAAGGAAUUGGAAUGAAUGUCUGUGGAGGGAUGUAUGCAAAAGAUCUGGCCAUGUAAAAGUGUGCAUUUUCGUUUAUUGGAUAAGGCUACAGGGGAUGUGUGAGAGUCCCCUACAGGUAUGAUCGGAAUUUGACUGGAAGGCUGGGUUCAAAGCCCUGAUGCCCCACCGCUCACUUCUGCUUAAGAAUCUCUUUCUCCAAGGGUACUUUCUGAGAUGGCUGCCGUCCUGUCCUUGGAAUUUCCAGAGGGAUGUCAGCAUGCGCAUAAAAGGCCAUGCUAAUGUUAGACUGGUGAAACAAGACAGGUGCUGUCAGUUCAGAAUAUGGCAAUAGAAGCAAAGAAACCAAGCUAUUCCACUGCAGGGCAGUCAUGACAGUAAUAUAUAACGAAAACUGCUUGCAGGCCUUACAUAGUUUAAUUAUAGACUGAAGCAAGCCGAUUCACCUUGGAAGAGUCGGUGCAUCCACUGAAAUGCCUUGUUCAGGAAAGCAGUGUGGGUUGCAUGAAAUACUCGCAGUUUCAUUGCGGGAGGAUGAUACUGAUCCAUGUAGAAUUUAUUUCAAAACAAACCACUUGAUACUUAAAAAGCGGGACUGGAUUUCAGCACUACAAAAUCUUCAAAUUCUUCAGCUCACAAAAUUAUGGGGAGAAGAAACCUUAUUAUCACUGAUAUGAAAAAAUAUUUUUUUUUUAAAAAAAAUGGUUAUAAGAUUUAGAUACUUAGGCAACACAAAUAUCGGGGGAGUUUUCCAGCUGAAACUCAGCCUCUCAGGUACCAUUGCCAUUUUAAGAGAAUGAGGGAGGCAUUCAUGGUGACGGCACCUCUUUUUCUAGAAAAAUAGCACUGACAAUUAUUAUUAUUAUUUUUAUCAAGUGCAUUAGGAAAUUUGAUUCAGUGCCAGAAUAAUUAGUGUACUUUUAGUUCCCUAAUUAAACUUGAAGAUUUAUUUCGAUGAAUGAAUCAUGUGAAUACAGUUAGCUAUACAUAUAUCCCCCCUCCCCCCCAUGUAAAAUAUACAUCUAGUUGGCACAACUUUCUUGAAGGUUACUCUACUAUUACAUUUUCUCAUAUUUUUGGCUUAGACAUGAGUCUGGAUAUCUUUGUCGCAAAGUCCAUAGACUACCAUACAACCCAGUGUUAUUUCUGGCUUCACCCAAGGCAAAAUGAUUAUUCAGUAGGGUUGGUGGGGCAGCACAGAACAGGCUUGUGAACCAUGGCAGACUUGGGUACUAUGGCACCCUGUGCAAAGCCAAUAUUUGGCAUGCUCCACUGCCUUCCCAAAGGCAGUCGCAGAGCCCUCCCACAGCCUUCCCAAAGCUGGAAAAGCACUAACUAGGCUUUAGGAAGGAAAAGGAAGGACUCUAAGAGCCUCAUAUUUCCUUCCCAAAGCCCAUUGCCUCACUUGCUGGGCUUUGAGAUGGUGCCCCCUCUUUGCACCAUCCUAAAUCCACUCCUGCUAGUUACCCAACGCAGAGGGCCAUGUAUGAUUAGGCAGUGGGUUAAAAGCAGCCUGAGGAGCACAUCUCAGACAUUUCUGAACAUGAAAGGAGGUAAAAGUCAUGCUUCUUGGAGGCUAUGCAAAGUGACUGGGGAAUGUGCAUAUUGCUCGGAGAAUGUACAAAAUGCAGCCAAAAUAACAGCUGGAGAAUGUACAAAAUUCAGUCAAUCUAUGCACAUUUCUCAAAGCCUUUUGAGGAGUAUGUAUAUUGACUAGGAAAUGUGUACAGUUCUCUUUUCAUGGAAGGAUUAUGUGCAGAUUCUCCAGGAGACCUGAUGAAUGGGUGCAAUGAAUGUGUUCAUGCCCCCCAUCUUUUAUGACAAUACCUGUGCUUUCUAGAAACAACUAAAGAUGCUGCUGUUCCAACCAACUUUUCCAACCUUAGGUAUUCAUUUUGUAUCAUUUUAAAAUCUAUUUUCAGUUGUUUUUGUGCCGUUUUAAAAUCUAUUUGUAGUGGUUUAUAAGUCACCUUGAAACAAAUGUAAAAGGUAAUAAAUCAAUCAAAGCAGCAGCAUCAUCACCUGUACAUUUAUUUCAUACUGAGGUUCAGUGUGAUAUGUUUUUCAUAUUUUAUUGUAUUUCCAAAAUGUAUUUAAUGCAAGCAGCAACACAGAUUGUUGUAAAUAUAUCUAUGGAUGUAUAAAUAUAUAGGGGGGCCUGUAAUGCAAUGGUGGAAGACUUUACAAAUAUCCUAUCUCUCAUUUGAAUGCAUUUGCUUCAAUUUAGUCUAGAAAAUUUAUUCAUGCCCGUUCUGAACUGGAAGUUGCCCAAUAUAAACUGAAGAGUCGGAAUUUAAUGCUUCACCAUGAGUUCUUCCAGAGACUUCUUCGCUUGCCUUUAGAGUACAGCUAUGGGGAAUAUCGAGAACUCUACAGAGACUACGGGACACAUUACAUUACUGAAGCUACCCUUGGUGGAAUUUAUGAAUAUACUUUGAUCUUGAAUGAUGAGAAGCUUCAAAGUGCAGGUAUGUGGGCAGAGACGGCUGUAGACAAACCAGAUUGUUUUAUGCUGACAUGGAACAAUGUUCUGAACCCAGCAUAGGUAUUUGACAUCACACAAGGUGGCAUAUUUGAGUAAAGCAAUAGUUACCUGAUUAAUUCAUUUUCCUGCAAAGAGAAUUGUUUGUUUGAUUUAGCUGGAUGCUGACUGUCAAGCUCUUUCAAUGAGAAAGCAACAAAUAUUUGUGAUUACAUGUCUGUAUCUUUCUGCUGGUGACUUUGUUUGUUAUUAUUUGCUCAGAUUUUAAAACCAUCUGUCUGAUCUGAGCAUUUACUAUUAUUAUGUGUGAUGCUGCUAAUCCCACUAUCUUAGACUCCCAAACCCAAUGGACCUGGCUAUCAUUUUGACACAGAACUUUCAAGGCCUAACCAUUUGGCUUGUAGCUCUGUACAUUUACAUUGGGGGCCUUGGAAACUUGCAUAUAUAUUAUUUAAUCUUUUAAUCUAGAAUUUAAUUCCUAUGAAACAAGAUAAAUAAAGGCAAUGUAACAAGUCAUGUUGAUAUUUAAUUCCUUAAGGAACAAGGAAGGUAUUUAUCUGACACCAUGCCUUCUUGUAUACAGUAUUCAUUUCCCUCACCCCCAAGAGUUGAGAUGAAGUAAUGAGGUUACAGGACCGGCCACCAAGAAAGGCAAAAUUGUCAUUCAUAAGAAGUUGGUGAUGGCUCCAGUUCUCUUUAAUGGAAUCCUUUCCCAAAGGAGGAGUGACAGAUGCAUACAAUUGGCCUUUCUGGAAAGUCUAAAAAGCUUCUAAUUCUGCCAGGCUGUUCUGUUGUUUUAGCUCCAGGUUUUAAUACAGACUCCGUUUUUGUUUUGUUUUUACAUUUUAGUGUGUGAUUGUUGAUAUUGCUGCUUUUAUUAUUUUAGAUCAAUGCAAACCACUUGAAGGUGUGAAUUAUUUUUUUUUUUAAAUCCCAGCAUUUCUAACAAGGAAGUAAUAAGUAAUAAGUGGAAAUUUAGUGUGGGAUAUUGUUACAUAGGUUGGUAUCAUGCAGAAAUAUCUGCAAUGUUUCGUGUUUCCUAUGUUGCUUCUGUAUGAUGACUAUGGCCUAUAAGCAUCACAGAAAUGAUGGUCAUUUAAGCUACAAUCCAGUACCAGGGAGGAAGCCGCAUUUAACUUUGUGGGACAUACUUUGUGCACACAGGGGUGUAUAAGGUUGCACUGUUAAAGUAUUUUUUCAACCACUUGAAAAUGGCUCGGAAACACUUUCCAAGAACAAUAAAGUGGCUAAAUCCAUUGAUAAAAUCUGAAGCUAACCCCCUCUCAAUCUUGUAGGUUCUCUAAGGUUUCUAGUUGUGCCACUCCUCUCCAUUUCUGUAAGCAUACAGAUCGUAGGACUCUGAGGAGCGGUAAAUAAUUUACUGGGACGACUCUCCUAUCUGACAUUGCUCUUACUGCUUGAUGGAUGGUGCUUUCACAAGGGCUAGUGUUUGUUGUGUAGAACAAAGAGAGCUUUGGGCUGUUAAUCAAUAGCUUCAGUCUCUUGUUUACCCAUUGGCAACGGGAGCUUGACAAACUGUCUGUAGAAGGUCUUACUGGAUUCCUCUCUAUGACAUGCAGUGACUCGGAUCCAGAGAAGUCCAUGCACACAAACAAAGCACUUCUAUGCAACCAACAUUUCUCUAGUGGCUGAUGCCCUGGAAGUCCCGCAGCAUUUUCCAGGGAGUUUUCGGGGGAUGUGGGAGCUCAGGAGAUGGGAAGCUGUAAAAUUCCUGGUCAUGAAGAUUCAGUGCUUCCAAUCUCAUGCAAUCUGUUUUCUCAUUUAUUGGAUAGCAAGAAGAUAGGACAGGGAUGGGGAACUACUAGCCUUUAGGCCAUAUCUGGGCCAUGACACAUCUAGUCUGUGGCCUCUCCACCUCAGCCCUGCACACCCCAGCAUAGAAAUCCCAUUGGAGCCUAUGAGAGCUUUCCCCACCCCAACCCCAAUCUAAGCAUGAUUGCUUUGUGAAGGGUGCUAUUUUCAUUGGAAACACAGGUGUGGAGGGAGAGAAUAGAAUAGAAUAGAAUAGAAUACACUACUAUUGUUAGUGAAGAAUUUAUCCUUCAUUGUGUGUAUGUUUAGAUGAUAGAUGAUAGAUAGAUAUAGAUAGAUAGAUAUUGAAAUCGAUAUUGAUAUUGAUAUUGAUAUUGAUAUAUAGAUAGUAGCCCAAGUCUUUCUCUAAGGGCCAAGGUAGAUGUGAUAUUUAUUGCAUACUUUGGCAUUGUGCAACUGUUUUUUGUUUGUUUAACAAAUAGUUGGGGAGCUUUAACUCAUGCACAAACCCCAUCCCCACUAUUUGCAAGGGGGAGAAAGCUCCCGUUGGUGCUAAUGACAGCUUUCCUCCCACUGGAAAUAGCAGGAACAGAGGGUUGAUUCCAUCAAGACCAUGGUAAGGGAAUGGGUUAAACUUCCCCUCCUUCCAAGUAGACAGGUAGGCACCUGUUUUUAUAUGGCCUUCUGGGGUGUUCUCUAGCAGUUUUCUGCUUAAAGGUAAAGGUAAAGGGACCCCUGACUGUUAGGUCCGUCGUGGACAAUUCUGGGUUUGCAGCGCUCAUCUCGCUUCAUUGGCCAAGGGAGCCAGCGUACAGCUUCUGGGUCAUGUGGCCAGCAUGACUAAGCCGCUUCUGGCGAACCAGAGCAGCGCAUGGAAACGCCGUUUACCUUCCUGCUGGAGCGGUACCUAUUUAUCUAUUUGCGCUUUGACGUGCUUUCGAACUGCUAGGUUGGCAGGUGCAGGGACCGAGCAAUGGGAGCUCACCCCAUCACAGGUAUUCGAACCGCCAACCUUCUGAUCGGCAAGCCCUAGGCUCUGUGGUUUAACCCACAGCACCACCCGCAUCCCACUGUUUUCUGCUUACCCAGUGCCAAUUGGGAGGAGCCUUGGCUUAGUGGUGGAAAACAUCUGCUUUGCAUACAGAGGGUCUUAGGUUCAAUCCCCAGCAUCUCCAGGUAGGGCUGGGAUUGUUACCUACCUGAAAUGCUGGAGAGUCAUUGUAGACAAUGCAGAGGUAGAUAGAACAAAGGUCUCACUCAAUAUAAGGCAGCUUCUUUUGUUCCUAUGAUCCCAUUUUCUCUCUCUGUUGCUAUUCCCAGCAACGUGGAUCCAGAGGGUCAGGAGACACUCGGAGCAGCUGGGGUUGGGUGCAUUCUUCCUGAUAGUGGAAGUGAAGUGUCAUACACUCACACAGAUUUCGGAUCCAAACCUGUUUCUUUUAAUAAAUAUUGUGUUCUCUCUCUCUCUCUCUCUCUCUCUCUCUCUCUCUCUCUCCUUAAGGCUACUCUUUAAGUGAUGUCCGGUCUUGUACAAAUCACGGAGUCAAAGUUGGUGCAAAUAUUUAUGGUGUUUAUCUAUCGGCUGGAAUAUCAAUUGCAGGUUGUGAUGCCAUUUUAAAAGAAAUUGGAGGUAAGUGAACCAUGGUCAAGGAAUGUGAACAAUCCACACACUAAUUUAGAAAUUUCAUUCAUGCACAAAAUACUUGUUUGAAAAAGAAAACAAUUUUGUUAAAAGGUGACUGUAAUUGUUGAUAAAACGUGAGUUUUAAAGGAGACAGUUCUGUAAAAAGCAUACUUUAUUUUGAAAUGUACCAGUCCACUGAAAAACAAUGGGCUGCUAUAAUGUUUCAGUGGUUGUUACAAACAUAGGAAACAGAAAUUAGCAGCCCUUUUGUAUAUAUCCUUCAAAACAUACUAAAAUAAUAACACAAAUGAAGAAAGAGAAAAGGAAGGCAAAAAAAGGACCAUCAGCAGUUUACCAAAGGCACACUAAAUAAAUCAAUUUAAAGUAAUGCAUGACUGAUCUUUGAUAGUUUUAUAAAAUAGUAAUUAUAAACAGGGCUUAAAGCGGACUUCCCCAACCUGUUGCCCUUCAGGUGUUUUAGACUACAACUUGAGUAGCCAUGCUGGCUGGGGCAGACUAGUGUUGUGAUCCAAAAUCUCUUGAAGACAAAAUCUAAUCUAGCUAAUCUAGAGGAUCACAAAGAUACAAUUUAAAAAAUAAUUAAAAAUGAUUGCAUAAAACAGUGAAUAAUUCCUUACUCACUUGAGCUCGUUGCUUAUAUUUCCUCUGUUUAACAAUAUUAAAUUUAAGGUGAUACGAGUGGACAUUGCAGUGUCUCAAGCUGCUAAGUGGCGUGUUCCUCUUCACAUUUCUGGACAACCUGGUGCAGGAAUCUUGUGCUAUUCAGGUCAGGGUUGGGGAAGUUUCAAGAGUGGAGAAGUCUUGAUGGGCACUUUUUUUAAAAAAGUUACCUCGCCUUAUCCUGCUGUGCUAUACUACUAACACUUGAUCAGGUGUGGAUAACCUUUGGCCGUCUAAAAUGGAUGUUGCUAAACUAUAAUUCUGUCAGCCCCAGAAGGCAUGCCCAAUUGCCAGGGAUUCUGGGAGUUGUAGUUCAGCAACAUCUGGAGCACCAAAGGUUCCAGAUACCUGCACUAGAGGUUUGAAAGGUUCAACCCUGAACAUUUUGAAGCUUUAUCAUCAGGGGAUUUUAUUGCCAGGGAGUGUCUUUAUAGAUUCUGGAAAGCUUGAAAGGAAAAGAGCAUUCCUUUCCCUUUCCUAUCCUUCUGAAACAUCCUGGGUUCAUUAUUAGAAGGAAGGAUGGCAUUCCGUCUGCAGCCUUGUGUGCAGGAGGUCUUUCCACUUGUCUAAAUCAUUGCUUGAUGUUACAGUUAUCAGAUGAUAAAUAUUCAUGUACGGAUGCACAUGUAAUCUGAACUGAUGUGUUUAAUUGUGCCUCUACAGAUAACACAGCAGAAAGGAAAGUUGUGGAUGACUUUGUCGCCCUUGUUCGUGGAGGUGCAAGCGAAUAUAUAACAACACUUGCUUACAAAGACCUGCCCACUGCAGAACUGAUGCAAGAGUGGGGAGAUGCUGUUCAGUACAACCCUGAAAUCAUCCGGAUGAAGGUGAUGUAAAGCAAUCACAAUGCUAUAUUGACACACUGAAAUGUGUUUGGGGAUACAAGGCUUGUACAAAUUUGUUAAAAUUUAAGUAUGCGAAUUUCAAAUUUUCACAUUGGAUUUGAAACUGUGAUGUAAUCAAGAUGGAAAAAUAAAUUUAAUUAUAUAAUUGAAAGAGAAAAGACAUGAUCAAUUAAAUUUCACAUUAGUUUCUAUCCAGAGAAAUGAUUGGAAGCGGUCAGUAGAAGAUUACUUUACAGUGCCCUGACUUCCCCAAGGAGCUCCCAUGUCUCUCCUAAGGGUUGGGUGCUCUCAUGGAAGGUGUCCUCGUCCAUUUUUUAAAAAAGCAUUUUCCACCCAAUUCAGGAGUAGAGAUUGGAGGAUCUGUCAAUUUUGGUUCCCUCUUUCUCAUUUCCCUGAUCAUAAAUUCAGUUCUCCACAUUUUGAAGCAAUGUGCAAUUAUCCUCAUGAAAAUUCAUUAGCAUUCUCGUACAAAUUUCUCUUAACACAACUUUAUAUGCAGCUUUAACAUUUUUGCAAGCAAUUUCCAAAAUAUAUUUUUGUAUGUUAUUUCCCCCUGCCCCAUGUCUUCAUUUUUAUGCACACUUGCCCCAUAUAUAUGCAUUUAUACAAACAUUGUUUAUUUGGAGAACUGCAUUGCAAAAAUUGGAUGUGCGUAUUCUGAAGUAUGGCUACACGUUCAUCGAUUCAGCUUUAAAUGAAAACUGAGUUGAAUUUCUGUUCCAUCCCUAUUCUAGAGUGUUUACUCUGGAGGAGGAAGGGAUACAAAAAUCACCUUCUACUGGUCUCCUUCCAUUGGCACAUCUUUGGAUUGAAACCUAAGGGUGGGCAAGCUGUAGUCCUUUGGUUGCGUGUAGCCCUGAGCCUCAUUUCAAAAGACCCUUGUAGGCUAACAAUUCAGACCUCUGGUGAUAGCAAUCUCUUAUUCACUUGCUGGGGAGAAAGGAGAGUUCAGAAAGAGAGUGAAAGCUGGUAACAGAUAAAGAGAGAGGAAUUGGGCCUCUGCCCACUGGCUGGUUUGUACCUUACGCACGAGCAAGUUGGCCCCCCCAAUAGGUUACCAUCACAGGAGCGUGGACCUUGACCCGAAAAGGUUCCCCAACUCUAGUUUAACAAUAGCUAUUAAAAUCUGAUUGCGGGGGGUGGAUAUCAUGGAUAUAGUGUUCAAGUAUUAACUCUGAAAACAGUGACUGUGGAGGGAAGCUGAGCUUGACUCUCUUUCAAAGGUGCCACUGAUGCCCCCCCACCACUUGGUUUGGGGGGAGAGUAGUGAUGGUUGGCACAUCUGGGUCAGACCAAUGAGGGGCUCUUCUGAGCCUUGGGGUCAGUGCCAGACCUGAGCAAACACUGGUGCUGGGUCUGAGGCCCACAGCCAGCAUGGUCAGUGCUAAUGGAAGUUAUAAUCCAAAACUUGAACUUAUGUAACUUCAGUGGCCUGAAGUGCCUUUAACCAGCUGUGACAGAUGUGACAACUAUGGUGUUUCUGGACAAGGAAAGCAUGACCACUGUAGUUCAGGCAUUGAUGACUUCAAGACUGGAUGACUGCAAUGCACUCUAAAAACCUUUUUAAUUUAAAGUAUAUUGCCACUUCUCCCCCCCUCCCCUCUCAAUGUAGGUGGAGCCACUGUAUGAAUUAGUAACUGCCACCACCUUUGCAAAUGCAAAUACCCUGAAACAAAACUUGAGGCGUGCCCUGGAAGAGUUCCAACAGGAAACGAGUAGCUGUCACUGCAGUCAGUGCCAGGGCAAUGGAAAUGCUUUUUUGAAAGGUAAGAUCUGGCCUCUCCCCUUUCAUGCCCCGCAUCACUGAUCAGAAGAGAGUGUGCUUUUGCCCCAGCUGUCUUCGUUUUCCCAUUAAAUAUCACGAAGGGAAUAUAAUAAGAAGAGAUAUUCAUUUAAAUGUCACUAUUGUUUCGUGGGCAGUGCAGCGAGAUAGCGGACUGUGCCGCUUUGGCAAGUGGAAUGUAAUCUUAAUCAUUUACAUUUAGGAAGGCUUUUCCAACUCAAUUAUGCAUAAAACACAAAGUUGCAAUCUGCUUGAAAUCUCUUUCGGAAAUAGCUUUGCUAAGCUUAGCAAGCUGACUAGCUCUCUGGCCAUUAAUUAGUGUUUCUCCCAGCUCUUGGAAGAUGAAAUGCCAUCUGCAACUGCUAAAGACUGUUAUCAUUAUCAUCACCAGAGAUUCUGCAUUGAGCGCUUCCCCCACCCCCCCGCUCACGUUUUGGGCUGCUCUUGCUUUGAAGAUGACACUGGCUUCACUGCACAGGGGAAAGUAAUUUUUGAAUUGUAAUAAAAUGAGUCACUCGGACAUAUGAAGCUGUCUUCAUACUUUGUUAGGGUAUCGGUACAUCAAGAAUGAUCGGUGCUGUGAGCAGCUACCCAAUAAGUCUCAGUGCAAAGACAGGGAGAGAGCAAACUGUCUGAUAUCAAGACACACCGUUUGUCCAGCUCUGAUUAGCAGUUGCUCUCCAGGGUCUCAGGGGUCUUGCACAUCACCUGUUGGCAAAACACGAGGCUCACCUUGUAGGCAGCUAUACAUUGGUGGUGGGUUGCAUUUGGCUUGGUGCAUCACAAGUUCUGCGAGAUCAGCAGUUUUCAACCUUUUGGGACUCUGACCCACCUUUAACUGAAGCAUGCAACUAGGGACCCCUUUCUUUCCUGUCAGAUCAGGCUUCAGUCUAGUAGUGGCUCCUGAACAACCAGUUGAAGACUAGUGUUCGUGAUAAGCAUAGUUUCAACACAACUGAGAUAAGGGCGAGGAGCACUCCCAUUUACAACCCUCUUGCAGAAGUACAACAUCAGCUUUUCCUGUGUUGUUACUGCCACCUCUUUAGAAAGGAUUGGGAAAGAGCCAACAUUGUGCUGAUUGCUUCCUACCCUUUCUGCACUGCAAUUUUUUUUUUACCUGCUUCUUGAGGCUUUGUGUGUAUAUAUAAAAUGGGUUCAGAAGAACGGGUUGACUCUACCUACUGUGUUUUUCAGGGACUCACUGCAAGUGUAUAUGCCCCCUGGGACAUCGGGGUCUUGCCUGUGAAAACACACUAAGGACAGGUAAGAGAUUAAAAGGAUUUUUUUUAUAUAAAGAAAAAGAAAAGAAAAAGAACAAACUAUUGGGAGAAAAUGACUACAGAAUGAUGCAUUUGUUUGUUUUUAUUUAGAAGUAUUUACAUAUGGCUUUAUAUUUAAACUGUCCAAAGCAAUUUGGAUGCUACCUAUCCUUUUCUUAUUCAUCUAGGAAGGUUUGCCAAAGUAAAAUAUAAUUCUAUAAUAUGUAUAUUUUGUGGGUGGAGAGGGGGUGCAUCUCUCAGUUCUAAUGCUCUUCUGAAAGCAUUGACAUGCACUAUCCCAGAUGCUUUCCAGAUGUUUUGGACUAUAAAUCCCAUCUGCCCCAGUUAGGAUGGCCAAUGGUCAAGGAUAGUAGGAUCUGUAGUCUGCAACCACCUGGUUGCUUUUCCUGUGCUGUACAAAUCCUGAGAUUGCUUAGAACUGCGUGUCCCUUUGCUUGUUACUAGUCUGGCCCCCAUGCUUUCUCCCUCCCAGCUCAGGGUGACUUCCUACUAUAGGAAGGAGACCUUUCAAGGUAUAGAUCUAGCCAGCUGACUGCCAGUCUGUGCUGUUAAAGGCAUCCCUCUGCAAUGGUCGUCAGACUCCUACCUGAAAAGAGAUCUUUGGAAGUGUAGAUUGAGUCAGUUGACAGACAGCUUGAUCGGUGCCUUCGAGAACUCUUUGGCACCUCAGUGCUCAGGGCUGGGCAGCCUCCUUCUUGAGGAAAGACACCUUUGAAGAAAGAAUCUGCUGCAGACUGGCAGAUCUGCACUUUCAGAGCUCCCCCUGCUAAUGCAAACAUCUGUACCUCACAUGUAAACCACCUGUACCUCUUGCCUGACUAUAAAUAUUUACGUGGCCAUUUUAAGGUGUUGGGUGGGUUAAGUUAUCAUGAGGCUAUUCAUGCUGUGAAUUGAUCUAGAGAAGGCACCUUCAUGAAGUAAGUUCUCAAGCUACUACAUCCUGAAUAAUGUUCCAGAUUUUUAAAUGAAUCAGUAGCAUGGUGUGUGAUAAAGAAAUGUCUUUUAGAUUCAGGUGUAGUUAUCAAUUUCAAAUCCGUCUUGCUCACAGCUAAAUGUAUCACUUUGAUGCAUGGUCACUCUCACCGUAUCCAAGAUGUCUGCUAGUGCAGAACCUAAAUAAGGAGAACUAGCAGAAGAGAGGAAGAUUGACACCAGGCAAGCACCAAAUCUGUAAUACUUUUACAGUAACCCUGAUUUUAAUCUUUCAUUCUCCCAGAUGUUGCUAUAGAUGGGAACUGGAGCUGUUGGUCUAGCUGGUCUGCAGCUUCUGGAGGACAAUGGACAAGAAGGCGGGAAUGUAACAACCCAGCAGUGCAGAAUGGUGGCAAGCCAUGCAUGGGGCCAAACACUGAAACUGCUUAGUGAAAUAUUGGAGAAGUUACUUGGAAGAGCAAUAGAAGGGCCCUAAAAGCGUUUUCUAUUUUCCACUAGUAUUAAUUCCAGUUUUUUUACAUUGUUAUUAUUGUUAUUUAGGUAGACACUUUAAAUGGCUGUGGUCUGAUAUAGAUAAACUCCCUUCAGGCAUGGAGACUCUGGCAAAAGUAUUGAUAUAUGUUUUCCUAUGCAGUUCAAUGGAUAGAGGGAAUCACAUUGCAUGAGCAGUGUUGAUGGUCCCCUUGUGCAGGACUUUUCUGUACACUUCUGAAUGAAUUCAUAUGACCUUUUAAACCAGAGUAUAAAUCAUGUGGAAAAUAUAAUUAAUAGAUACAUGUUCAGAACAUGCAGCAAAUAUAUAUGUUUAAUAUCUGCCACUGUGUUUUUUCCCAUUUUGCAUAUAUACAAAAAAGUCAUCUGUUACUCUGACAUCAAGAAAUUCACACCUUUUUCUUUAUUUGGCUGAACUUCAAUCGACUAUUUCCCAUGAAUGCCUAAAAAUACACUUUUUUCUAAUAGUCACUGGAGGGUGCUUCAUCCUGCUGAGAUAAAUGAAAGCUUUAAAUCUCAAUCACAGCAGCCUCGUCAAAUGUGAAACUUGAAUCCAAUGUGGUGGCGAUAGACUCAGUUUCCCAUUUAUUGCAUUGAACGUAAAUUGUUUAACCAAUUAGAUAUUGCCUUAAAGGGAGGAAAGUGAAUUGUGAAGUGCUCUCAAAUACCCCUGUGACACCCAAUAAUUUCAAAACUGUGUUAUAAUGAUAUGCUUAUUCAUUGGAUGAUUUUCCCCUGUAGAUUACCCUGUAUAAGAAAGACCUUCGCAAGCAACCUGGAACUGAAUGUAAAAAUGAAAUGAAAUAAAUUAAAAUUCAUAAAGCUUAUGGGCAAAAACACUUGAUCCACACAAAUAAAGAUUAACCAUUAUGCUGUA